This is a messenger RNA of Quercus lobata, 1133 nucleotides long. Its product is annotated as TMV resistance protein N-like. The transcript has a single exon. The record is from RefSeq and is a predicted model, not a curated record. Lineage: Eukaryota; Viridiplantae; Streptophyta; Magnoliopsida; Fagales; Fagaceae. Gene Ontology annotation, biological process: signal transduction. The coding region runs from base 236 to 775 and encodes 179 amino acids.
UCUAGUUCAUCUUGACAAUUUAUAGUUGGGGGCCACUUCCCACCAACUCUGAUAAAUAAAUUAAUUGAUGAUUCAUAGAAAAUGAAUUGUUGACCCAUCUUCUCACUCUUAUUACAAGUUACAAACGCCUACUUCCAUAUGCGUCAACCAAGAGGCUUUUUCUUGAGGGUUUUCAGUCAAACUUGCAAUUUUAAUGAAUCUGUAACCUCACUGUUCAAGCUCAUCCAUUUCCUUUAUGGCUCUUCUUCCAUUAUCAUCAUCAUCUUCUUCUUCUUCUUCUUCUAAGAGAUGGAAAUUCGACGUAUUUCUCAGUUUUAAAGGUGAGGAUACCCGCAAAACAUUUACAGACCAUCUAUAUACUGGUUUGAAACAAAAAGGCAUAUCUGUUUUUAAGGAUGAUGAAAAACUCAAUCAGGGAACAUUCAUUGCCCCAGAACUCUUGAAAGUAAUAGAAGAGUCAAGGUUUGCAGUUGUUAUUCUAUCAAGAGACUAUGCUUCUUCAACGUGGUGCUUGAUUGAACUAACAAAGAUCGUUGAGUGCAUGGAAAUGACGGGAUUGGUAGUUCUACCUGUUUUUCACUAUGUAGAUCCUAGUGAUGUGCGGAAUCAUAGGGGGACUUUUGGAAAAGCAUUUUCAAAACAUGAAGAGAGGUUCAAGGAUAACAUAGGAUAUGUACAAACAUGGAAAGCUACUCUGACAAAAGUUGCUAAUCUUGCAGGAUGGGACUUGAAGGAUAAGUAUGAAUUUCUUUGGAAUAAUGCUAUUUAUAAUUAACUUUUAUUUCUUUUUUCUUUUUCAAAAUUUAUUGAUUAUUACUUACUCUUUUUUUAUUUGGCCACAUGAUAAGAGAGUAUUUAACUAUUUAUAGAAUAACCUAGACUAACCCUAUUCUAAUCCUAGUAGGACUAGAUUCUAGACAUACAAGUAUAUAUUGUACACAGACCUUGCAACAAAUUUGGCCCCUAAUAGCUCUAAAAUUGUCCCUAUAAUACAUUUGGUAGUGAAUUUCUAAAUAUAAUUAGGCACUCUUAAUGUGCCUUUACAAAGAUAUGAUUAUGUUUAUGAUGAAUGUUUUGUCUCUAAAUGAUGUGGGUAGCUUUGCAUCAUAAAAAUUAUUGUUUUGCUAUUUUCU